Messenger RNA from Thalassophryne amazonica, 3177 nucleotides. RefSeq names its product zinc finger protein 84-like. The coding region runs from base 112 to 3162 and encodes 1016 amino acids. Lineage: Eukaryota; Metazoa; Chordata; Actinopteri; Batrachoidiformes; Batrachoididae. The record is from RefSeq and is a predicted model, not a curated record. The transcript is spliced from 7 exons.
AAGAAGAAGCCUCCUAAAAACAGCCGAAUGGUUUCCUGUUAGCUUCAAAAGCCGCAGCUUCUUUGCUGGAAUCCCUGAAAAAUCUUCCUGGAGCAGAUUAAACGUCACUACAUGCAGUAUCUAUCAGUGAGUGAAAAUUACAUUCGCCCUGUGCAGCAGGAAUGGAAUCUGAGUCGGGACCCAAAGUACUCAGAGCUUCCAAAUAUUAAAGAGGAACAGGAGGAACUCUGGAAUGAAGAUGAUGAUAAACUACAGUCAUCACAGCUUCAUCAUAGCCAAAGAGGAGAGAGCACAGAGGUGGAGCUUCAUUCCAGCAACUCAACUGAACCCAGAACACUGAAAAUAGAAGCUCAUGGAGAGGACUGUGGAGGGUCACAACCAGCCAGAGACUCUGGUCCAUGCAGUCAUUUACAGCCACAUACUGAUGACAUGCAUCAGUUGUGGCUGAUUAAAGAAGAAAUUCUCUCUGAACAGCAAGACUUGAAUCUGAUUGUUGACCAGCGGGAGAUGAAAGAACAAAAGAAACUGUGGAUAAGUCAGCAGAGACGGCAGCUUAACCAGUUGGAGGGGGCUGAUAUCACAAAUUUCCCUUACACCACUGUCCCUUUGAAAACUGAAAAUGAUGAAAACACACAGUUAUCACAGGUUCAUCAAAGCAAAAGUGAUGGGAGGACAGUGACUGAGUCUGUAGCCAGCAGCUCAACUGGACACAGAACACUGACAGCACAAACUGAUGGAGAGGAUCAUGGACAACCACAACCAGCCAGCCACUCAUGUCCAUGUAGUCCUUCAGAACAAGGUACCGAUAGUAGUUCAGACAGUUCUGAAACUGAGACUGAUGACAGCUGUGAAUGGAAGAAGACCAGAAAGCUUCAUUCAAGCUUUAAUUGUGAGACAAAUAGCUAUGUCUCUGUUGGUCACAGCGGCUGCAACAUGAGUAAUAAACAAUUCAGUUUCUCUCAGUGUGGUAACAUGAACUAUUCAAAGCAACACGCGAGAAUUCAAGCAAAUGAAAAACCAUUUAGCUGUCCUGAGUGUGGUACAACAUUUAGAAGAAAGAGCAAUCUGAUCAGACACAUGAGAAUUCACACAGGAGAGAAACCAUAUGCCUGUUCAGAGUGUGAUAAAAGAUUUGGGAUAAAGGGCAAUCUGACCAAACACCUGAGAAUUCAUACAGGACAGAAACCAUUUACCUGUUUUGAGUGUGGAGAAAGAUUUGGGCUAAAGAGCAGUCUGAUUACACACAUGAGAACUCAUACGGGAGAGAAACCAUUUGCCUGUACUGAGUGUGGUAAAAGAUUUGGACGAAAGAGCAAUCUAGUCACACACAUGAAUAUUCACACAGGUCAGAAACCAUUUGGUUGUUCUGAGUGCUGUCAAACAUUUGGACGAAAGGGCAAUCUGGUUACACACAUGAAAAUUCAUACAGGACAAAAACCAGUUGCCUGUACUGAGUGUGGUAAAAGAUUUGGACGAAAGAGCAAUCUGAUCACACAUAUGAGAAUUCAUACAGGAGAGAAACCAUUUGGCUGUUCUGUAUGUGGUAAAGAAUUUGUGCUAAAGGGCCAUCUGAUCACACACAUGAGAAUUCAUACGGGAGAGAAACCAUUCUGCUGUUCUGAGUGUGAUAAAGGCUUUGGACAUAAAAUUAGUCUGAUCAGACACAUGAAAAUCCAUUCACUUGGCUCUUCGACAUUCAUGUGUAGCACCACCACACGCACCCACAAUAGUGUGUCUUAUUUGUUUAAAUUUUUCCUUGCAGAGAUGCAGCGGCUGUUAGUGAGUAAAGAUGAUGUUCCCCCUAACCAGCAGGAAUGGAAUCAGAGUCUGGCCCCAAAGGACUCAGAGCUUCCAAACAUUAAAGAGGAGCAGGGGGAACUCUGGAGUGAAGAUGAAGGAAAACCACAGUCAUCACAGCUGCAUCAAAGUCAAAGAGAAGAGAGCAAUGAAGUGGAGCUUCACUCCAACAACUCAACUGAACCCAGAACACUGAAAAUAGAAGCUCAUGGAGAGGACUGUGGAGGGUCACAACCAGCCAGAGAGUCAGAUUUACAACCAGAUACUGAUGACAUGCAGCAGUUGUUGCUGAUUAAAGACGAAAUCCUCCCUGAACAGCAGGAGUGGAAUCUGAGUGUUGACCAGGAGGACAUUAAAGAGGAACAAGAGAAACUUUGGAUAAGUCAGCAGAGACAGUACCUUCACCAGCUGGAGGAGGCUGAUAUUACGGAGUUCCCUUUCACUGCUGUCCCAGUGAAGACUGAAAACGAUAAUGAAAAAUCACAAUCAUCACAGGUUCAUCAAAGCCAAAGUGAUGAGAGCUCUGAGGCUGAGACUGCAGCCAGCAGCUCAAGUGUACACAGAACACUGACAGCACAAUCUGAUGGAGAGGACUGUGGAAGACCACAACAUGAUGCAAAUGCUCCUUUUCAACCAGAUGCCAGUGGUAGGAGUUCAGACAGUUCUGAAACUGAAACUGAUGACAGUUGUGAAUGGAAGCAGAUCAGAGAGCUGAAAAAAAGCGAUUCUGUUACUCAUAACAGGGGCAAUGUUGCUAAAACACCAUUUCAUUUCAAUGAAAGUGGUAAACCACGUGGUCACACAAACUACUCAAAGCAAAACACAGGAAAGCAGGCAAGUGAAAAGCCAUUUAACUGUUCUGAGUGUGGUAAACGAUUUGUACAAAAGAGCAGUCUGAUCAGACACAUGAGAAUUCAUUCAGGACAGAAACCAUUUAUCUGUCCUGAGUGUGGUAAAGGAUGUGGACAGAAGCGUGAUUUGAACACACACAUGAGAAUUCACACAGGAGAGAAACCAUUUGGCUGUUCAGAGUGCGGUAAAAGAUUUAGACAUAAAAACAACCUGAUCACACACAUGAGAAUUCAUACAGGCGAGAAACCAUUUGGCUGUUCUGAGUGUGGUAAAAGAUACGGACAGAAGUGCGAUUUGAAUAUGCAUAUGAGAAUUCAUACAGGACAGAAACCAUUCAGCUGUUGUGAGUGCGGUAAAAGAUUUGGUCAAAAGAGCAAUCUCAUCACACACACAAGAAUUCAUACGGGAGAGAAACCAUUUGGCUGUUCUGAGUGUGGUAAAAGUUUUAGACAAAAAAUUGUUCUGAUCAGACACAUGGUAAUUCAUACAGGCCAGAAACCAUCUGGCUCUUAGAUGGUUUCUGGCCUU